Molecule: messenger RNA, 825 nt
Organism: Phaeoacremonium minimum UCRPA7
Lineage: Eukaryota; Fungi; Ascomycota; Sordariomycetes; Togniniales; Togniniaceae
Exons: 2
Coding region: 1-825 (274 amino acids)
Source: RefSeq, a predicted model, not a curated record
AUGGGCUCCAACCAGUCUAUACCAGGUGGUCUAGGUGGUCCAGGCGACCGCAAAGAUAACGCUGCUGACCGCGCCACAGUCGAAAUAGAUCACGAUCAUCCUCACCCCAGCUCUCCCUCGUCUUUUCGCCUCUCCCUGGCGGGCCGACAAGUCAUCGGUGAUGAUGGAGCAAGACUCUUCUUCCCAUGUCCGGCUAGCACCGCCUUGACAGUCCACCAUCACAAGGACUUCGCGACCAUCGAAGUUCCCAUCCAGUACAUCGUCAAGAAUGCCGCCCUAUUUGACCUUCAGGGUGCCCAGACUCUACUCACCAGAUUUGUCGACGCCAUGAAGGAUGUUGUCCAGCGGCUCAAGCCCAAAGAAGUUCGGCUCGCGAACCCAGCAGAUUUCCAGCUAGAUCGCUAUGAGACGGAAUAUGCCAAGGAAAUUGCAUCAUUGUACUAUGAUACAGUCCUCACGUUCGUUCGUAGGUACAAUCGAGACAACCAUCAUCAAGAUCCUCCUGCUACAGAGGCGACGGUCACCACAGAGACUACUCAGGAGAAACAGCCAACAAGCAUGGGCGAGCCACUUGGCGAUGUGACCAAUAUUCCGGUCGAUCUUGGUCCCGAUAAGCUGCUAGAAUCAACAGAUGUAUCAGCACAACAGCCAUCCCGCAAGCGCAAAAACUUCUCUCCAGAAAAGCCUGUCGAUCUUGCGGCAAAUUUCACAAGAAUCGAGAAGUACGAUGCCCCGACGAGUCGAAGCAGUGCUGGUGUACAACUUAUCCACAGCAUCUCUGCCAUCAAGUCCGUUUUAUGCCUCAUCGAAAACGAUAACAUUUGA